Molecule: messenger RNA, 585 nt
Organism: Porites evermanni
Lineage: Eukaryota; Metazoa; Cnidaria; Anthozoa; Scleractinia; Poritidae
Source: the annotation of a GenBank genome assembly
GAGAAAUGUGCUCCGGUUGUGGACGUCGCAUUCUUAGUAGAUUCCUCUGGUAGCAUCAGAUCCAGAGAUUACAGAAAAAUGAAAACAUUCGUGUCCAAAAUGGUGGAGCAAUUUAACAUAUCACCAGCGGGAUCACGCGCGGCAGUCGUUCAAUACAGUACGAAAGCAACCACUGUUAUUAGGUUUGGAGUUUACACUAACUCACAGGCCUUUGAAAGGGCUUUACAAGGCCUAAGGCAUGAGCGGGGCUACACCAGAAUAGACCUUGCCCUCGUAAGGGCCUAUUAUGAUUUGUUCAGGGCUCGUGUCAACACUCGCUUUCUGAUACCCAAAAUUGCCUUUGUGCUCACUGACGGAGAGCAGACAAAACAGUUUUCUUACACACCAUUAGAUGAAGCAUCACAGCUCAUGAAGGAUGUAGGUGUGCUAGUCAUUGCAAUAGGAAUUGGAAAAUCAGUGAAGAGGGAAGAGCUUGAGCAGAUCGCUAGCAGCAAGAAGGACGUCAUAAUUGCAAAGUCAUUUGAUGAUUUGUUACCGGCUGUGGAGUCUCUGACCCAGACUGCGUGCGAAGAUAUUGAAGGUAAA